ACCAUGGCAGCACGGGUUUGUCUUUGGUUAGUUCUUUGUUGUUGAGAUAUGUCAAUGUCAGUCACUGCACCGGCCGGAGUUGAAAUAUAACCGAAAUUGAAUCAAUAUUUUCGUUUUUUACUAUAAAUUAAAAGGAAGAUCAGAAUCAAUAAUUUGAAAGAUACUUGUUCAGUUUAACUUUUGUGAUCGGCACACACCAUGGAUUCAAGGCAGUGGACGUUUAUUACAAGAUAUAUGUAGUGCUAUGUAUUUUUUUAAAUUAUAAACAUGGCUAAGUGGAAAUUAAUUAGACAAAAUUGUGAACCUGCAGACGAACUAGAGUUUUCAGAGGGAGAUGAAGUUAAAAUCGGCAGGGGUUUGACCAACACUGUAACCCUAUCAAGCAUAGUGGUGUCCAGAAAUCACUGUAUCAUUAAUUUUCAGAGUGAUAAAGCCAUCAUCACAGAUUUAAAAAGCUCUAAUGGAGUAUUUGUUGGAUUAAAAAGAAUCAAUCCAAACACUCCUUUUGACAUAUUUGAUUUGGAUAUCAUUGGAUUAGGUUGGACUCCAGGGGCACCAUUAGCAUUAAUUCCUGACAAUGAAAAAUAUGUGUAUAAACUUAUCAAAGUAAAGUCACAUACACCUAUAUACGAUAGAAUACAAUUCCAAAAUGAACACAAUCUCGAAGACGAUGUAGAAAGCUCUAUCAAGAAGUUACACAAUACAAAACUCGAUGGAAAGGCCACUUCCAGUGGUAACUCAAAACAAGAUUUAAAAAGAAAAUUAACUGGAACGAAAUCUAAGAAACCGACGAAUAAAAAAAAUGAUAUUAUUAACUUAGAAAGUGAUUGCAUAAGCAUAUCUGAUAGUGAUUUAGAAAUAUUCACAAAUGAAACUACAAAUAAAAAGACGAAAUUAGAGCCUCAAACUGAUAAUGAUGAAAUAAAUGAUGACCAUAUUAAUGCAGAAAAUGAUGAAAUACAAUUUGAAGCUUAUAAAGUUAAACAAGAAUAUUUAGGUUGUGAUGAUGAACCUAUUCAAAUAAGUAGUGAUGAUGAUAGUGAGUCAGAGCAAUGGUUCCUAAGAUUGUCUCAAAGUUCACCAGGGAAGCCAUUUAUAAAAAUUGUUCAAAAUAAAGAAACAAAACCAAAUAAUUCAUACAGUCAAAUUGAAGAUUUUAUGAUUUUAGAAUCAAAUGAAGAUAAUUAUGAAUUUGAUGAAGAAGUUGAUGAAGAUGAAGAGAUAAAGCUUCCUUCUAUAGAAACUAAAAAAGAUAAUUUUUAUGAAGAAUCACUUACUGCUAAAGUUGAAGAAAAAUGUAACAUAGACAAGACUGUAGUUAAAGGCAACAACAUAAACUUUAAACCUACAAAUAUAGAUGCUAAAAGCAUCAAUUUAAAUAAUACAGAAGGGAUUAAAGAAAAUGAAGAUCAAACUGAUGGCACUAUUUUAGAUACAAACAAUAUCAAUCAGUCAACAUCAUGCAAAUCACCUGAAAAUAAUCAAGAAUUAAUAAAAAAAAUUAAACUAAUUGAACCAACACACAGGAUUGCACAUGCAGCAGCGGUGUCAAAAAAGGAAUAUGUUAGUCAAAAAAGUAAAACAAUUAAGCAUAACAGAUCACGAAAACAAGAUUCUAGGAAAAAACAGCAGGUAAAAAAGCAAAUCAGUGAUGCACAAAAAGAAGAAAGGAAACAGAAACUUAAAGAAAUAGCUUUAAAAGAAAAAGGAGAAAGUAAAACAACUACAGCCUCUUCAAUAAAUAACACAACCGUACCUCUAGCUGUUGCAAAAGUAACAACAUGUAACAGAGGCGUAUUUCUAACUGACAAUAUCGAUUCGACUGAAAUUACUUCAAAGAAAACUAAUAAAAUUAAAAACAUCAAUAAAUUAACUCUUAAAAGUACAGAAUCGAAGAAAGAAAAUCAACCUAAAAAAGAAGACAGUACAAAACAUUCAAAGAAAAAUGAACAUUCUCACAUUAAGAAUAAAGAUGAAAAUAAGAAAUGUAAUAAAGUAAAAGAACAUGAUCCUACCAAAAUCAAAGACAAUACAAAAUCAACUCAUCUAUCAGAUAAAUCUUGUGGUUCCGAUAAACCAAUAUCUGUUAAAUAUGUUGAACCAUUAAAAGGGAGUGAUGAUACAAAAAAUGGUAAACCAUUUUCGAAAGUCCUACCUAUGUCUUCCAAAUUGACAUCUGAUAUAUCAGAUAAAAAGAUAAAGAAAAAAGUAAGUUUUAAUGAUAAAGGUCCACAAGUACUUGUAUAUCAGAUUGAACCUGGCAAUAAACUAAAGAGAACCAGUUUAAUAAAAUCAACACUUUUGGAUGUACGACAUAUGCCAGCAUUUUCAUUGGAAAAACAGAAAUUAAUGAAGAUUCUACGUUGGAAUGGAAAUUGGCUGGAAGAACAAUUAUUCAACAAUGAUCCUCCGCCUAUAUUAGAUCAUAAUCAACCUAUGGUUGUACUCCAUUCAUUCACGGACCAUAAUCAAUAUAAGCAAUUAAUUGGUGACCUCCUUCUUAUGGAGAUAUGGGAAUGUUUAACACAAGGCUAUAAGAAAUUACAAAAAGAAAAAACUGAAUUACAAAUGCAAAUCGAUUCAUUACCUCUAGUUCCACCUCAAGAGAGAUUUCAUGAAAUGUACAAUAUGAGUGUUAACCUUUCACUACCAACUAAAGCAGUAAAAUUAGUUCCAAGGGUGGGAGAAGUGUUAAUGAUUUCAUUUGGAGUGGACACAGCAAAAUGCAAUAGAUUGCUUUUUGUGAAUAACGUAAGAUGCCUACCUUCACCGCCAAAUAAUAUAAACUCGUUUUUUGCAAUUUCCUUGUGUGGUAUGUAUUCAGAAAAGAUGGGCAAAUUACGAGUUGGUCAAACAUUGUGUGGUAAAAAUCUAGCUUAUAUAAAUAAGGAAUUAAUGCUGUUUGAAGCUAUGGAUUAUUUAGGUGGAUCACCACUUAGCGAAUCAAUUCUGAGACCGAGACCGCAUUAUUUUAUUAAUUUGAAUCAACUAAGACCCGAUGAAUUAAAAUCUCAAUGGAUGGUUACUCUAAACGCAAGUCAGAAGUUGGCAGUUUGUUCGUCUGUGACGGCAGCGCUCGGGGACCGGCCCGGCAUACAAAUGGUGCAGGGACCUCCCGGCACAGGUAAAACGAGCGUUAUUUGCGCUAUCGUGAUGACAUAUUUCUAUAACGCGGCCGGCAGGAAACAACUGAACAGGGGAAAGAUAUUAAUUUGUGCUACAAGUAAUGCUGCAGUUGAUGAAUUGGUACUUAGAUUGUUACAUAUAAGAAAAGAUAUGCCUAAAGAGGAACGGUUCCGUAUGGUGCGCGUGGGUCGGGCAGAAUCGAUGCACCCUCGCGCGCGUGACGUGAGCUCGCAGCAGCUGGCGCAGCGUGACGCACGCAGCAGGGAGAAGCCCACCAACCCCGGUGUCGCUGAAGAGAUAUCGCAUAUUGAGGCAAAGAUCAACAUGUUGCGGUCUCAGUUGGUAGAGCAGUCGGAUCCAUCGCGCGUCGCUUACUGCGAGACUCGCAUCGCAAACCUCAACAAUAGAAUAGCUCUGUUGUGCGGUGACAAGGGUGGUGGGUGUGGGGGCGGACGGCCGGAGCAGCUGCAGCACGUGGAGAAGCGCAUCAUUGAGGGCGCUGACAUCAUCCUCACCACGCUCUCCAGCGCGCAGAGUCACAAGAUGAAAAGUAUAAAGGGUCGUAUAGCGCUGUGCAUAGUGGACGAGGCGGGCCAGGCCAUAGAGCCGGAGACCCUGGUCCCGCUGACGCUGGACGUGACUCGUGUCACGCUCAUCGGGGACCCGCAGCAGCUGCCGGGCUUCAUCUGCUCACAGCGCGCUCGACAGCACGGCUUAGGCGAGAGUUUGUUCUCACGUCUGUCGAACUGCACCGAGGACUGGUCUGAUAAUCCAGUGGUGCUUCUCAACGAGCAGUACCGCAUGCAUCCUGAGAUCGCAGACUAUCCCAACAGAGCAUUCUACGGCGGACAAAUCAAGACUAUGACAAACUCACGUGUCGACAUCAAUAUACCUCCAUACUGCAUUGUUAAUAUACCCAGUGGAGAUAAGGGACAAGGUCCGUCUGGAGUGAACGAGAUGGAGGCGUGGGGCGUGGCGCGGCUGGGCGUGGCGCUGCAGGCGGAGCUGCGUACGCGCGCCCUCAGCUUAGCUGUCAUCACGCCAUACUCCGCGCAGCGCGACAUCAUCAAGAACUACAUCACCGCGCUGCAGGGAACGCUGGCGCGCAGCCGCGGACUCGGCUUCCUCACAGACGCCGGCCGCAUGAACGUCAUGCUCACGCGCGCCAAGCACGCCCUCCUCGUCUGCCUCAACACGCAAGCCAUCAUGAGGAACGACCAGUGGCGCACCCUGGUGGAGGACGCGCAGAGACGCAAGCUGUACACGACGCUGCCGAGCCGCGUGUGUCAGCCCGCCGCCGCGCACGUGCCGCACGAACAUGUCCUCUCGCACAUCACGCAUCUCAAACACCGAUAAAUACUAAAUACAUAUCAAAUUCUAAAUAUAUAGCAGCUUGUUGCAAAUCUACGAAGGUGGGCCCAUUGCAGCUAGAAGAAACCCUUUGCCUCGCUCUCACCCGUAGAUUUAAUCCGUCGCUGUCGGCUAUCAAAGCAUUGUAUAUAAUCAUAUUCCUAUCUCACUCAUUCUAUAUGAAUAUAAGACAUCAGUGACUUUCCAAGGCUACAGAGCCGCCAUAAUUUUUGAAUGUUACUAUACUAUUGAAGCAUUUAAGAAACUGUAAGUGAAAAUAACCAAAUAUUGUAGGUAUAAGGACAUUAAAAAUAAAUCCCCAAGUUUUUUUAGCAACAAUUAUACUGGUGUAAAAUAACAUGAGAUCUGAUUCCGAUGACGUCAUAAUGGCGUUUUAUUGAAAUGUAUAAAUGUUUCCCGAUAUCUAAGCGGCUCUUAAGUUCGCGCGUGUCGCUGCGAAAAACACAAUUUUAGAGCACUGUGCAGCGCGCCGAUCACCUUGAGCCGCCAAGAUAUUUGAGACUAUACAAGAUAUGAAAUAUGGUACAUUUUACUAGCUCUCUAGUAAUAACGAUUCUAAUGUUAUUAUGCACUUAUAGUAAAAAUAGGUAUUGUAUUGAACGGGUGUAUCCGGUAUUAUCUAGACAUGAAUUCCUGUUUACAGUUUAAUCUAUAUUGUUAGGUUUAAAGUCCAAUUCUGAUGCCUAUGGCUAUAUUUUUUUUUACUUUUUCUUUGUAAAUAUUAAAUAUUCAUUGCAUUAUUAAUGCGAAUUAAUGAUUAUAAAGUUUAUAUUUUUUAAUUUAGAUAUAAAACAAAAUGUAUUACAAUUUAUGAAUCAGAAGUAGUUUCUAGCCGUGUAUAUUAUGUUCUGAACCACCAGUAAAAUUACUAAUUUAGUGACAUAUUGAUGAAUUUGAGUUUCGUCUGGGUUUUUAUAAACAAGAGAUAAAAAACAUGUCUAAAAUUUGUACGAGUUCAAACUAUGAAAUAGGUUAACGGCAUGCAUGAGUUUUUUUUUAUAACCUUUUGUAGGUGUAAUCAUAUUUCAUAACCUAUAGUUACCUAAUCUGGAGCACAAGUGAGACGAAAAGAGAUUAGGUUAUAACCUUCUCUUACCUUUUUUAUUAAUAUAAAAUAUUGUAAAAGACGUUUAUUGAGAUUUUUAGGUUAUGUUCCCAGUCCUGUCAACAAUUGUACAAAACAUGUAUCUCAUGAAAGAGAACAAAAGCAAUUGUUUCUGAAUUAAAAAUUAAUGUUGUAUUUUAUUAAUUUAGUAAAAAUUAAACUAAGACUUACCUAAUUACACGCCGUAUUAUGUUUUUAUAAUUGCUAUUUUGU
Papilio xuthus (Asian swallowtail) is the source of this 5815-nucleotide messenger RNA. It is a transcript of the gene Setx, whose product is annotated as probable helicase senataxin. The transcript is spliced from 16 exons. The coding region runs from base 268 to 4482 and encodes 1404 amino acids. Lineage: Eukaryota; Metazoa; Arthropoda; Insecta; Lepidoptera; Papilionidae. Gene Ontology annotation, cellular component: nuclear body. The record is from RefSeq and is a predicted model, not a curated record. Gene Ontology annotation, molecular function: protein binding; helicase activity; transcription termination site sequence-specific DNA binding. Gene Ontology annotation, biological process: termination of RNA polymerase II transcription.